Funneliformis mosseae is the source of this 1787-nucleotide messenger RNA. The record is from the annotation of a GenBank genome assembly. Lineage: Eukaryota; Fungi; Glomeromycota; Glomeromycetes; Glomerales; Glomeraceae.
UAUUCACGAGCUCCGCAAAAAAAGCAUUUAAAGACGCUUUUCCUAAAGGUAUAUAUUCAACAAUUCGAAGUACUGAAAUUCAUGGACCUAACCGGUGUUUCAUUGCUCUUACAGGUUUGCAAUACAAAAAACCAAAGCCUCUGCUUUAUGGUGUCGAUAAGAACUGGGUAUAUCAGCCGGGACAAGGCUUACACGAAAAGUUGAGGAAUGAACUUAGAAUGCAUUACGAAUAUUACCUUGGGGGAAUCGUUGAUAAAACUUUUAUACCAAUUUAUCUCUUUCUUUCCGGUGCUGGUACCGGAAGGUCACGAAACGCAGAAGAAUUUUAUAAUACGACGCUCGCAUGUUUAUCAGAUUCCAAAGACCUGAAACUAAAAGAAAGCAUCAGAAACGCAUUGGUAUUCAAUGUCGGCUUCGAAAACGGUAAUAGCUUAAGGAAUGGUGUGGAAAUAGAAGCAUAUAGUGCAAUUGGAACUAGAAUUCUCAAACAACUUCUUCCGGAAAAACAUCUUGAAUUGAUAAUUGCAGAAUAUGAAGCACCAUUACCAUGGCAAAUGUUCGAGUUAGUAGCCAAAUACGAAGAGAUUGAAAUGAAUGACGCUACGAUUUUUUUAAUUGUCGAUGGAUUACAAAAUUUAAUGAAUUCGAUUAAUUAUUGUAAUGAUCAAUCAUCUGAUUUUUUCCGGACUCUGACUAAUAUACACGAACUUGCUUUGAGUGGUGCUUUCGUGAUUACACUGUGUACUGCAACGGCAACUAAUUCUUUCGAGGUGCUAAAAAUUACGCACCGCAGGCGCGUAGAACUACCGAUUGCCUCAUUGGACCCUCCGACAAUUUGCAAUAAUAAUAAUGGGAGGGCUCUCGAAGCUUUACAAGAGAUCCUGGAAAAACGCGAUAUUAAAAAAGUUAAUGUAAAUGAUUUAAUGAACGAUUUACGUAAAAGCCUUCGUGAAAGGUACAGUGAGGCGCUGCAAUUUUCUCCAAGUGACUGUAGAGCUAUAGAAGUGGCUUGGCCAGGGUUGAUUAGAUACAAACAAAUAGGUGAAACUCAAUCUGGAUACCUGAUUGCUCCUUACAUCUGGAUUUGGAUACUAGCGCAAUCUUCCGAUGGUGAAGAUCCAUCAAAUUUAAAUCCAAAACGUCUACCAGGUGCUCAAUUUUGGCAACACUUUGAGCAUUUUGUUGCAUCUUUCCGGACAUUAAAAUCUAGAAUGGUAAAUGACAAUGAGGUAACAACAAUUGCGAAAAUUCACACUGGAGCAAGAUUGAAUAGUGAUUUUCAAUUUAUAAAUCAUCAUCUUGAAUUGGAAAUUGCAAUUCACCAGGAGGACACAAAUUCGGCAAAUUAUACUGGAAUUAAAAAAGAAAUUAAAUGUGAUAAUGGUAUUGUUGAUGUUCGUAAAGUGCAUCAAUAUAAAAAGUUGAAAAAAAUUCUUAACGAGACUAAUUUCCAAAAAGAACGGGAAAAAUCAUCAUCACCAAUGGAUUUUUUCUUAUUCUAUACUACAACGAAAAUAAAUUACUUCAGUCUUCCAAAAAACACCGGAUAUGUAGAUAAAUCCAAUUGGGUUGAAUAUUUCGGGCCCUAUGCUGGCAGAACGUUAACGUAUGCUCAUGUAGGCUCUUUGGAUAUAAAUAACGCAGAUAAAAGGGAUCUCGAGCUAGUGGAAGGAGUUGGUCCAGAACGAGCAGAUAUCAUUUACAACAAAAGAAAAUUUAUAGAUAUUGAUGAUGCAUAUAAUAAGACAAAAAUACCAAAGAGUGUAUUGAAAAGAUUCAAAUUUUAA